AUGGCGUUCGGCCUGAUGCAGGGAGUUGGCAUGACGAGAGGGUCGGGGUCGCUGGCAUCCUCGACUUCAUCCUCCCGCUGCCUCAACAUGCAGCUCGGAGGUGCCAUGGAGGACAGCCGAGUCUUCAUCUUCGGUCUCGGAUACGUGGGCCAGGCCCUCGCCAAGCAUCUCCAGCAGCGCUGGGGAUGUCAAGUCAGCGGGACCUCGCGGUCCGGCAGAGAGGCAGAGAGGCUGAGCAGCCUUGGGAUCCGGACCUUCCUCUUCUCGGGGGGGGAAGAGCCUCUAGCGCUGUGCGAGGAGGGGCAGGGGAGGCUGCGGGAAGCAACCCACGUCCUCUCCACGAUCCCCCCCAGCUCGAACGGGGACCCUGUGCUAGUGGAGCACUGCGAGACGCUGAGGAGCCUCCGCAGCUCGUGGGUCGGCUUCUUGUCUACCUGUGGCGUCUACGGCGACCACGAGGGCGAGUGGGUGGACGAGGAGAGCGCGACGAGGGUGGGGCAGGAGGAUCGGGCGGCCCAGUGGCUGCAGGCGGAGGAGAGGUGGCGAGCCUGCACGGGAGGAGGAGGAAACGUCUUCCGGCUCGCUGGGAUCUAUGGGACAGGACGAUCAGCCAUCGAUUCCGUCAGGAGUGGCCGGGCCGCGAGGGAGGACGAGGACAAGCUCGUGUCUCGCAUCCAUGUUGAAGACAUCUGCAGCGUCCUCCGCGUCUCGAUGGAGUCAAACUCCCAAGCUCGAGUAUUCAACGUGGCUGACGACUACCCAUGCUCCCGCAGUGAGGUAUACAACUUUGUCAGGCAUCUGCUGGAGCAGGAGGGAGUCGAGGUUCCCGACGCAGCAGCAGCAGCAGCAGUCACCGAUGUGGGCAAGAAGGGGAGGAGGGCGCGGAGAGGCAGCAAGAAGGCGUCGAGCUUGCUUAUCCGAGCUACCGUGAGGGGCUUGCGGCUGUCUUGGAAGAGUUGA
This is a messenger RNA of Guillardia theta CCMP2712, 960 nucleotides long. RefSeq lists its product as hypothetical. NCBI's taxonomy places the organism in Eukaryota, Cryptophyceae, Pyrenomonadales, Geminigeraceae. The record is from RefSeq and is a predicted model, not a curated record. Bases 1 to 960 code for a protein of 319 amino acids. The transcript has 5 exons.